Molecule: messenger RNA, 2228 nt
Organism: Ectocarpus sp. CCAP 1310/34
Lineage: Eukaryota; Phaeophyceae; Ectocarpales; Ectocarpaceae
Source: the annotation of a GenBank genome assembly
GUAACCCGGCCAACUUUCUAAAGCGGGCGCCAAUCCAGAAUAUCAACUGCGUUCGGAGAGGGGGAGGACAUAACGGCCAAACCAAGCGCAGCAGACAAUGGGCGAAAUCAGCCAAGGGGUGCACGUCAUUCCGGCCCUGAACGCAGCGGCAAGCUCGCUGCUGUCAUCCUAUACGCUUAUCAGUAUACUGGACCACGAGCGCUGGAUGAAGGAAUGGGGAGACGAACACGAGGCGGUAGCAGUGAUGCACCUCCGCACCCCGAUUCUCUCGGCGGCUGUCGCGAUGGGAAUCGGCGGUAUCACUACUGUACAUCAGGUGGCCCUCUCUUCGCUACGUCUGGACGGCGAGGCACGACGUAUCGAGCUCGGAGCGAACGUGCUGUGCACGUGCCUCGCUGCCGUCACGGGCAUCACCACCAUGUCCGCGAUGCUGUACGUCGCCAGAAAGGAUGCAUUUGGCGGGGUUGACAGGGUGGAGCGGUUAAAAGAGGUCAUCCUCAAGGCGGAAGCGGCCGUGCUCUGGGUGCCUUUCGGAUUCACCUCUCAAGGCAGCAGACACGCCAAGUGCUGUGCCGAGCUCAAACUAAAGAAGGGCUUGGGCAAGAAGGCGGCUUACUUGGGGCAGCUGCAGCAUAUUGUGGCUGCAGGAACGAUACUGGCGAUGGGAAUUCUGGGGUGCUGGGCAUUGAACGUGCUUGGCCUUACCGGAGAAUUCAUGGUAGUCUGGAGAACGUCGGGCAUCGUGGUGCUGGCGUUCUACCUGCUGACAACUAGCAUCGUUUCGUGCUGGCUGCUCUUCCGAGUGCUGGUCUGGAAGCCUUCGUAUGAGUGCCUUCGCCCGCUGUGCUCGGUGAUCUUCGCCAUCUCUGUGUGGGUUGCCUGCAAAUCAGAAAACAUUCGUGAACAUUUGUGUCGAUUCGCGAUCUCGUGCUAUGUUCAUCAAUCACCGAUAGUACAACGAGGUUCGAUCGAUUGCCACUUCUGUGCUCAAGCAGUCGGGAAAACUAUCGCCAUCACCUUCGAGUACGCGGGGGGCGGUCUUGGGCGAGUUGGCCUGGGGUGGUCUGUAGGGGCGUCCAGGGACGGCGGGGAGUGGCUGAUGAUAAUGAUGGCCUUCGGUGCGGUGAUCACGCAGUAUGCCAUCGCUCUGGAGCUCCGCCUGGCAUACUGUGGCCUGCAGGAUACCAACCUCGAUCUUCAGUUGCUCGCGGGCACAAGCGCUCCCGAGGAGCGCAUCCGAAAGACCUCCGCCAUCAAAAACAACACUAGCAAGCGCCGGCACACGGGGCAGGGGGGGCGGACGGGGAACACCGGGUCUCGCAGCCCCCCCGCCCGAUCUCGUCGGAGAUCUAUCGUGGUGCACGCCUCAGCAGCGUCGUCCUUUGCGUCGCCGGUGAGCUCCCUGGGCUCCCCAGUGUCUCCGGGGUCUUCCAACUCGCAGACAAUGAACCUGACCAGAACCUUUUCUCCCGGCAGCACCGAUGGCGGUGAUGGGUUGGCGAAGCACGCUGCUAACUUGUCAGCGUCUGCCGGCGUCGUCAGCGCCUUGUUCAGGAUGGGACAGAAGUCAAUCGGGCUGUCAACGAAGAGUAGCCAGUCGCGCAGCAUCCGGGUCCAGCCGGCGAUGGACUGCAGCAAGGUCCUCGUGUACGAACCGAGCGUUGCCGAGGAUCCGGAAGAAGACAACAACCACCCCCAGCCGCUUCUACCGAGUCUGCGACACCCCCCCCACAAACCACCGCCGGUGGCGUCACCACCCGGGCAGGCUUCCGCCUCUUCUGUCGAGGAAGGGCGGUGGACCCGACGGCCCACGAGCGACGGGAGGGGGAGUCCUCCGUCGGUAGCGGUGGACUACUCCUCGCGGUCUGCGUUGUGAAAAAAAGGAAACGGCGGCGAGUGGGUCGUUGUCCAGUAGAAGCAGGACCGCUAAGCAAAACGCUCCCACGAUCUGAGCGUAAGCAGGAGAGAGGAGCGCGCAAAGCCACGGGACGCGGCGCGUGAGUGGUUCAAAGCGGGGGGUGGGGGUGUUGGGCCGCUCCUUGGAAAUGUUGAAAUGUUGGUACUCUACCGCUUCUUGGACCACGAUACACGCGGUGGCAAAUAGAUAUAUCUUGGUAGGUUUUGUCGACGACGGGAUCGAUAGCAGUAAGAUAAUGGCGGGGUUUGGGGUGAGGCCAGAAACUAAACCACACUCGUUAGAUCGUAAUGGAGCAUCCCUCGGGUGCAGG